Molecule: messenger RNA, 1245 nt
Organism: Aegilops tauschii subsp. strangulata
Lineage: Eukaryota; Viridiplantae; Streptophyta; Magnoliopsida; Poales; Poaceae
Source: RefSeq, a predicted model, not a curated record
AUGGCGCCCUGGCGCCCAGGCGCGCGGCUCCACGGCGCGACCCACCGCGUCCAGCGCCCUCGCGUGAAGAAAGAAGUUGUCAAGAAGUCCCUCGACCGCAAGAGAAUGCUCCACCACUAUCCGCACCGCCACGUCCAGAUCGCUUGCCACGGCAGGGCCCCGCGCCGCUCGCCGUGGCGGUGCGUGGAUCCCCUCUGGACGGAUCGGGAGGACCUGGACACCGCCAUCGAGGACGUGGCCAAGGACGCCGCGGCGGAGGCUGAGAAGACCGCUGCCGAGGAGGCCGCCAGGGGCGGUGCCGAGGAAGCCGGCAAGGCCACCGCCGAGGGAGCCGGCAAGGCCAUUGCUGAGGAGGCCGGCAAGGCCGCCGCCGAGGAGGCCGGCAAAGCCACCGCCAAAGAGGCCAGCACGGGGUCUGCCAGGGAGGCCGGCAAGGCUGCCGCCGAGGAGGAAGGGGAGGUGGCCGAUGGCCAGCCUUCUUCCUCCGCUGCUUCCGGCUCCGAGGUGGAAAAGCUCAUCGUGCAGCGGACCCAAGAGCUGGAGCAGAGGCACAGAGAGGCGCUCGAUGCUCAGGCUUUGGUCUACGCCGGCAAGGUGAAGGAGCUGGAAGCAGAGCGGGAUGGGCUGAAAGGCCAGGCCCUGAGGUUGGCCGAGGAGAAGGACACGCUCAACAGCGCUCUGACGGAGGCGCAAAGUGCCAUUCUCGACAAGGCUGAGCAGCUUUCCAAGGCCAAUGACUCCAUCAAGGACCUGACGCUGAAGCUGGAGGCCCUUGAGGAGAUGCUCUCGGAGGCCAAGGCCCGGGAGGGGACCCUGGCCAAGGAGUUGGAGACCGAGAGGCAGCUGCGGAAGGACGAGGCCGCCAUCCACAAGGAUUUCGUGGAUGAGCGCAGCGGGUCCACCCGCGCCAAGCUGACCCUAUUCUUCGAGGUUGUCCUCGGUGCCUUGGAGCAGCUCAAGUCCAAUCGGGAAAGCACCUUGGCCGACGAGUCCCGGCGGAUGUGCCUGGGAGCCAUGACCAAGGUCCUCACCAAACUGGCCUUCCGGUACCCGGACCUCGACUUCAACGACGCGGUGGACACUUGCCGGAAGACGCGGACCUCUCUGGGAUUGAGGAGCGCAUCGAGCCCGUCACCAGCCGCAUCGGCGGAAUCAAGAGGGUGGAGGGCCAGCGCCGGGACUAGGUGCUCCGUUUUCUGUUGCCGCUGCGAGUUCAUGACCAAGAAAAUUCAUAUCUUUAGUUAG